Molecule: messenger RNA, 2424 nt
Organism: Sclerotinia sclerotiorum 1980 UF-70
Lineage: Eukaryota; Fungi; Ascomycota; Leotiomycetes; Helotiales; Sclerotiniaceae
Exons: 9
Coding region: 1-2424 (807 amino acids)
Molecular function (GO): ATP hydrolysis activity; ATP binding
Source: RefSeq, a predicted model, not a curated record
AUGACAGAGCCAAGUAAACAGGCGGAUUCCACGCCACCUAAUGAUAACGAUAUCGACAUCUUGACUUUUGGUGUCUCAUCGGAGGCCAUUGCUCUAUUCUUUCAGAAACAAUUGGGUAUUAGUGCGGAGGAUGACCACCUGAUCCGAUUUGGAAAACCCUUUCGACCACUGAUCAGAAACCUUGGUCCUGUUAGAGAACAAUUGAAGAGGCUGAAGAGUCUUCACGGUCUAGUGAUGAUCGGAGGUGUGGAAAAGACUAGGACAGCCUUCGACAGCUCAACUGAGGCACCAGUUACAACAUUAAACCGCGAGGAAAGCGAUCUUCUACCUUUUGCAACCACCAAGAGCAGUGGAGAUGACGAAAUUCCAGCCUAUGACCGGUCUACAGCCCUUCUCCACUUUCAAGCCUUCUUGUCCUUCAUCGAUGAAUUUUUCGGCAAGAAAAUCCAAUUAUAUGAGCGCCUUCGCAAUGGCGAGGAGCAUCACAUAGCCUUUGAGAACCUCUGGAUGUUAUUCGACACCGAUGAUACCAUAUAUUGCCCGCUUCGCGAAGCAACAUCAGAAGAACAUGCUAAUUCCGAAGGUGAUGAUGAUCAUACUCAAAUUCGACGGUAUACUCCGCAAGCUUAUCGAGUGGUGGCUACUUCUGGAGGCAUGCCUUUGACGAGAACCAUGGCUCCUGUACUGAAAGUAACGAUUGAGGAUGAUGUCGUUGCUCCUGGUCCAGUUAGCAAAUCCUCCAUGAAGGCAAAUGUCAAGACUCUCGCGGAUAUACUGACGCAGACGGCCAAGAUUUCAAGAAACAUCAGAGACAUGAAAUUGGCAUUUGAAGGCGGGUCCAGCACGGAUAAAUCGUUCAUUGAGGUCCCAGAAUUUAAAUCGCUCUCAUCUCUCUGGUUGUACAAUUCAAGAAUGGAGACUUAUGAGCUCCUUGGGAAAUCGGAUUACUCUUGCUCUAAUAAGUGGUGCUACAAUCAGGACUGCACGUCAAAUGUGUACGUUGAAUCACAGAAAACGCAGCGGAACAAGAUUCAGUCAAAGAUUGAACUCGUACUCGAAGAGUAUGAAAGCGAGAAGAAGCAGCAACACAAGGACGACGUGGGAUGGCUAAAGAAACUUAUGGCGGAUAACGACAUUAUCACACUCUUACCAGGGGCAGUACCGGGCUUCGCUCUGAGAAAUCGAAAAUGGGUUCUUCUCAACCUCGCGCAACUCAGGCCUCUUGAGCAGAGCGAUAGUUGGGAGAAUCUUGUUCUUCCCCGGGGACAUCGAAAGAUGGUUCAAGCCAUGGUAGAGACCCACACACAAAAUAUCAGCGCCAACAAGGACGUCAACGUCGGAAUGGAUUUGGUGCAAGGGAAAGGGAGAGGAUGCGUUAUCCUCUUGCACGGGGUGCCAGGAGUUGGCAAGACUUCUACGGCUGAAUGUGUCGCUGCUUAUACUAAGAAGCUACUAUACUCUAUCACCUGCGGUGACAUUGGCGUUGAGCCUCGAGAAUUGGAAAGAAACAUGGAUAAUCACUUCAAGCUGGCAAAUAGAUGGGGCUGUGUACUUUUGCUCGAUGAAGCAGGCGUGUUCCUUGCCAAACGUGAUCAAAAAGAUAUACAGAGAAAUGGACCAGUUUCAGCGUUUCUGCGCAUGCUGGAGUACUACUCUGGAAUCCUAUUUCUCACCACGAACCGAGUCGGAGCCAUUGACGACGCAUUUCGUUCGCGUCUGCAUCUAACUCUCUACUACCCCAAGCUCACAAAGAAGCAAACGAAACAGAUUUUCGAGCAUACUUUUCAACGAAUCGCCGGCAUAAACGUCGAUCGCAGGAACAGGAAUCUGCCAGCAUUUGACUACGUAAACUCGGAAAAGAAAAUCAUGCGUUGGGCCGAGGAUACCUGGAAGGAGCUGAGAUGGAAUGGCCGCCAGAUCCGCAACGCAUUUCAAACUGUCCUCGCACUAUCUGAAUUUCAUGCUAAGAGUAGCAAUAGCGAGUCAACAAGCCCGAUCAUAACCAAGAAAGAUUUCAAAAUCGUUGCUAGUGCCUCUAUCCAACUCAAUCAGUAUCCGUUAGCGACCCACGGUCAAGACGAAGAUUCGAUGGCAGGACGCGAGACCAUGAGAGCAAAGAACUACGCGCCCUCCCCUGAGAUGGCCAAGUUAUUUUACUCUGGUUUCAGCUCGGAGGGGGAAGAUAGCAGCGAUGAGUCGAAAGCCUCUACCGAUUCAGAUGAAUCAGAUGAUUCCGAAGCCAGAAGGAAGAAAAAGAGCAGUAAGAGAAAGAAGGAAAAGAAGUCGAAGAGUAGUAACAAGAAAAGCAAGAAGAUCUCGGAGAAGGAUGAAAAAUCGGAAAAGAAGUCUAAAGAAAAGAAAAAGGAAAGAAAGAAAAAGAAGGAGGAAACUGAAGAAAGUGAAGAAAGUGAAGACUCUGACUGA